Pseudonaja textilis is the source of this 4589-nucleotide messenger RNA. It is a transcript of the gene BUB1, whose product is annotated as BUB1 mitotic checkpoint serine/threonine kinase. Gene Ontology annotation, biological process: protein phosphorylation; meiotic sister chromatid cohesion, centromeric; mitotic spindle assembly checkpoint signaling. Gene Ontology annotation, molecular function: protein kinase activity; ATP binding. The record is from RefSeq and is a predicted model, not a curated record. NCBI's taxonomy places the organism in Eukaryota, Metazoa, Chordata, Lepidosauria, Squamata, Elapidae. Gene Ontology annotation, cellular component: nucleus.
UUACGAUGGAUGCCGUCUGUUCGGAGUCCACCAUGGACCCCUCAGUUCGCGUACGAAUGUUUGAAGCUCAUAUACAGAACUACAGUGGCAAUGAUCCACUUGAUCCCUGGUACAGAUAUUUUCAGUGGAUAGAAGGAAUGUCAGAAGCAGAAGGAAAGCAAACUUGCCUGUUAUCUCUACUGGAGCGGCUUGUGAAAACAUUUCUAAGUGAUAAGAGGUAUCAUGACGACAUGAGAUUCAUCAACUGCUGUGUCAAAUUUGCUGACUUCAUUGAUAAUCCAAGUCAUUUUUUUGAUUACAUGUACAACCAAGGAGUUGGUAAUAAAUCAUCCAUUCUAUAUAUUUCUUGGGCACAACAACAAGGAAAUGUGUCUCAGGCAUGCACUGUUAUUCAGAGAGGUAUCCAAAAUGAAGCUCAGCCAAUUGAGAAAUUACAUCAUCAGUACCGGUUGUUACAGAAUAGCUUGCCACAGAAUGAAAUUUCAACUCCAGUUGGUGUUUUGCAGCAACGUAAUCCUCAGCUGUCUAAUCAUUUGGCUUCUAAAAAUGAUUCGGCCUGUCCCUACCAGAGUCAGAAUCCAGAUAGUUCUGAAUUACACCCCAUCACUUGCGGGGAACAAGAGAAUAUAGAAAAACCCAAGUACAUCACCACCAUUUCUAAGUCAGAAGUUGUACCAAAGCCAUCAAGUCACGCUGCCCUUGAACAGCAGGCGAUGUAUGACAAGACACUUCUUGAUUGUGAAGGUUCUGAACUGUGCUUUGAAGAAGUGAGAGCCAAAGCAUAUUUGAAGAAGGCAGAAUGUUUGAAAAGACAAAAGGAAUUGGAGAAUGAAGACAAGAAGUUAAUGAAGAAGAAAGAAAGUGACCUCCUUGAGCUACAGAAACUGCAGCAGAAAUUGGACCAGCUCUCCCAAUCAUCAUCUUCAUUCCAGAAAGAUGUGUUACAGCCAGUUGCUCACCAGUCCUCGCUAAACUCAACAGGGGGUGAUCAAUGUGUACAGAUGACAACACCACAAUGUUGGCCAGAAAGGGUAACUUCUUCUGUAACUCAGAGUGUUCCGAACUUGAGAUCAGAACAUCAAAGUUUAUCAGGAGAUGCUUUAACUUCCCGGCCUAUUGGAAAUUACCCACAAAGAUCUGCUUUCAAGGAGAUUGGAGUGUCUUCAACUUCUUUGACAAUGAUGAGCAAUGUAGCCAAUACCGAUGAAAUUCUUGGGCAAUCAUCAGUAUUUGAUCCUCCGAUGACAGCUGUAAGUGAGAAAGCUGCAUUUGAAAUUCACCCUGAUUUUGAAGAAUGUGCAAGUAGUCUGCAUAGGCUUCAAGUCAACAGUAAUGAUUCUGUCCAACCACCUCAGAAGUAUACUACUAACUUCCAUAAUUGCCAUGAUGGAGAGAUGCACAUAGAUCCUUCAAAUCAGAAAGAGCAGCAUUCCAUGGAAAUGAGAGGCGGUAACAGAAAUACGUCAGGAGUUUUUGAUCAACGUCAUAUAACUCCAAAUGCAUCAAGCAUAAUACAAGCAACCCCAUCUAAAGUGCAGCCUUCUCCUACUGUUCACACAAAAGAAGCCUUGGGUUUAAUCAUGGACAUGUUUCAAGUGGCUUCUCUAAAAGAUGCCACUAUACUUUCAGAAGAUGAGGAAGAAGAUGUUGAUUCUUUCUUCAGAAACAAAGAUCCAGGUGAGGUUGUCAGCAUUAAGCCUAGUGUUCCUGCUGCGUUACCUGCUUUUACAAUUUUUGAAGAUGAGAAUAUGGAGGUCCUGCAGUCAGUCCCAAAGUCGACAUCUAUCAAAGUAUUUGGUGAACGUCCCAGAGACACUUUGACUGUUUUUAAUCCAAGAGAUGAAAGCCAGACAGUAGAGGGUCUGACAAGUGACUAUACUGUAUGGGCUAACCCAUGUAACCAAACUUUUGCUCCGUGUCUGAAAAGCCCAGAAGAUUUCAUUCAAGCUGCUCACCUUGCCUCCUCUACACCGUUCAAUACCAUUUCAGUGCCUUUAGCCCAAGAGAUGCAACCUAAAGUCAUUGAGAAUCCUUGGGAUGAGAAUUUAAACUUCCAGCUUCUGUCCAGACUGCCAAAACCAAUAAGUGCUUAUCCCAAUACUUUCCAGUGGGCAUCGAAACUUCCAGUUGUCAGACCAAAAAUUGUUGUCACAUUAGCAUCCACAUCCUUCCACGUUGAUUGCUUACUUGGAGAAGGAGCUUUUGCACAUGUGUAUCAAGCUUCUGCCCUUGAUAUGGAUAACUCUAAGAAUAAUCAGAGAGUAAUACUGAAGGUACAGAAAUCUGCAAGCCCCUGGGAAUUCUAUAUAGCAGCUCAGCUGGCUGAAAGACUGAAGCCCAGCAUGCAUCACCUUUGCAUCCAAUUCUAUGGUGCUCACUUCUUUCAAAAUGGAAGUGUUCUAAUAGGGCAGCUUUACAGUUACGGAACUUUGCUGAACACCAUAAAUAUAUACAAAAAACUAACAGAGAAGGUGAUGCCUCAAGCUCUGGUUAUCUACUUCACCAUAAAAAUCCUGCACAUGGUAGAAGAGCUUCACAAGUGUGGAAUAAUUCAUGGUGACAUUAAACCUGACAACUUUAUAUUUGGUGAAAGGUUUCUGGACAAUGACACAUGUGAUAUUGAUGGCACAUCUCAUGGCCUGACAAUUAUUGACUUUGGUCAAAGCAUAGAUAUGACCCUGUUUCCUGAAGGAACUGCUUUCAUGGGGAAGUGUGAGACAUCUGGAUUUCAAUGUAUUGAAAUGAUUACAGGCAAGCCGUGGAAUUACCAGACUGAUUAUUUCGGAAUUGCUGCAACAGUGUACUGCAUGUUAUUUGGCACAUAUAUGAAAGUAAAAAAUGAACAAGGUAUCUGGAAACCUGAUGGUACCUUUAGGAGGACUCCCAAUGGAGAGAUCUGGAUUAAUUUCUUCAUCACUUUGCUGAACAUACAAGACUGCAACCACUUGCCUUCUUUGGGAGCUUUACGAUUAACGUUGAGAGACUUAUUUUUAAAAACUUACUCCAAUAAAAUAAUAGCUCUCCGUAACAGGCUUGCGGUGUUGCUUGUUGAAAACAAACGAUCACGGAAGUAAAUGAUGGAUUCUUGUGAAACAAUGAAAAGUUUUUGAGAUUGUUUGAUCAAGUCUUCAUGAAGUUUCAUCUUGUUCCGUCAAGUGGCAGUUUCACUUUGCUUUGACUUGUAAAGGUUGGCACUGCACUGCUGCUUAAAUAGUGGACUAUUAAGUGAUUUGACAAGUGUUGGCUACCCUUUGCUAACACUUCUCAAAAAUGUUAAUACUGGAGAUGAACCCUCGUUUUGGAACUGGGCAGCAGAAAAAUAGGGAACAAGGAGUGGAAUGUUGAGAGAAAAAUUAACAUCAAGAGAUUCAAAGCUUGAGAAUGAAAAUUGAGAUGGUGAAGAAAUCAGCUUAAUCCCAUCUAAAUAUCUAAAUGCUCCAGUGUCUUUUUUCCCCCCUGUGGGUACUUUAUGAACAAUAAAAUGUGCUUUCAAAGGAAAAUUGUCUAGUCAAGUCCUUUUUAAUUUUUCAGAUAAAAGAGUAGAAUAAUAGUAAAUAGAAGGCAUCAAGUGUAAUAGAUAAGUGUAAUAGUAACACCAUACUUGAGUUAAAAGUACAAUUAUAUUGUAUUAAGGCUAUUAGCCAUUAAGUACUGACCCUGGAUCAAGUUUUCUAUAUCUAAAGCUUUUCUAUGAUUGGUUUCCAACAUGAUGGGAAUUGUAGUGUUCAGACAGUUUCUUAUAUAAAUAUGUAAAAGCAGAAACCAAACUGUCUUAUAAUUACAACCAUACCUUUCAUCACAAUUCCUUAUUCCCAAGAAUAAAAACAUUACUGCUGGUCCCUUUGUCAUUGCUACAGGAAAAUAAGUCAUAGCUGAUGGUCCCAACUGCAGUCAGUAAGUGACUAAUGUAUACCUAUAAGUUGAAGGAAAAACACUUACAAUUUUGAGAAUAAGUACAGUAGGGGAACAAACUAUUAUCCACUGUGUACUUUGGAAAGCUUUCAUCAAUGAUGGAAAGCAACCAAUGACUUCAGGUGAAAGUAAUUCAUCUAAAACAUCUGACACAUACUGCAUUGCUACAUGGAGAGGUAUACAUCAGUUGAGGACAAACCCCAGACACUAGUGGGGAAGAAGGAGAGCAGAUUUGGCAGGGAUUUUCCAGAAUAGAAAGAAGCUUUAUUCUAGGGCAGCAGUCUCCAACUGUGGCAAGUUUAAGACUUGUUGGCGUCAACUCCCAGAGUUGACGUCUACAAGUCUUAAAGUUGCCACGGUUGGAGACCCCUGUUCUAGGGCAAGCACGCAGAGCAUGGCUUCUAUAAUUCUUUCCGAACUCUUUAACAGCUAUUCCACCUAGAUGAAAAGAAGGAAGUGUGUUUAAGCCAAUAUCCCUGUGUCUUUAUAGACUCAUUGGUGGAUUCUUUUUUCUGGAAGCCAUUUUUGAAGAACAGCAGAUAUGAAUUUUGAAGAGUAACAAAUUUGGUUCCAUUCUGAUUUGUUCUCUAAGAGUCCUGAGCUUCUUGUACAAAUAAUUUCUUUCCAAAAUAUAUUGGAAAUAUAUUUCCCAGAUAACCUUUCCCCCUCCCAGCAUA